This is a messenger RNA of Chinchilla lanigera (long-tailed chinchilla), 991 nucleotides long. RefSeq names its product FXYD domain containing ion transport regulator 5 (gene Fxyd5). The transcript is spliced from 10 exons. Gene Ontology annotation, cellular component: membrane. The coding region runs from base 111 to 890 and encodes 259 amino acids. Gene Ontology annotation, biological process: regulation of sodium ion transmembrane transporter activity. The record is from RefSeq and is a predicted model, not a curated record. NCBI's taxonomy places the organism in Eukaryota, Metazoa, Chordata, Mammalia, Rodentia, Chinchillidae. Gene Ontology annotation, molecular function: sodium channel regulator activity.
CCCUAGCCGGGUGGGUGGAGGCCGUCCCAGUCCCCCACCGUCCUCAGCGUCUCCCCCUCCUGCUCCCACCCGGGGCUCCGGGGCUCCGAAGCCAGGAAACCCAAGAGGAAAUGACUGGGCCCGUCUGGGUCCCCGCCCGCCGCGCUCUCCUGGCCACACCCUCGCCCGGACGCUGCUCCUGCUGCCCCGGCCCCUCGCGGCCGCAGCUCGGCUCGCGAUCCCCCGGCUCUGAUAUGUUGCCCUCCAGUCGCCUGUGUCUUCUCACCAUCGUUGGCCUGAUUGUGCCCAUCAGAGGACAGAGGUCGGAGAAGGCCACACCACUUUCUGCGGUGGACCCGACUACUGUGAACACUCAUGUUCUAAUAGAAGAUCCAGGUGCAGCCCACCUAGAAGGCCAGUCUAUCCUUCCGACCCCCACCCGGCCUGCUGAUGUCGAGGGGACAGAGACUCAGAACAGCCUCCCUGAGACCCCACCGCAAGUCGGGCACACAGCCGAGUUGGAGACCAAGACCCAGCAACCGACCGGAACAGACGCUUUUUUUCUGGUGACGGAUCCAGGAACACAGACCAGCAGCAAGGAAGCCACACACUCUGCUCGUCUCAGUGAAGGUACCACGGCCCUCUACCACAGACGGACGCCAGACAUCAGGAGGAAUGACACCCACAGACAACCUGGUCCAGAGAAGGACCCCUUCUCCUAUGAUGUGGACACUCUCCGGAAACGGGGGCUGCUGGUGGCAGCUGUGCUGUUCAUCACAGGGAUUGUCAUCCUCACCAGCGACAAGUGUAGGCAGAUGUCCCGAUUGUGCCGGAAGCGUGGCAGAGCCUACAGUGUGGUCAAUACCGGAAGCCAUGAGAGGGAAGACGCAGCUAGAUGCAGUCAUCCUUGAACUGACGGCCAAGUCCCGCCCUCCCCACCCUGCAAGCCUCUGAGGGCUGCUGACUCCCUGGCCCCGUUCAGAGCAGAAGUAAAGUGCUGUGAGAUCCUUUU